CAGAAGUCACCAGAGUGGUGGUGCUGAUGCUAACUUUUCUUGUGUUUACAGCACGAUUUAUGUGAAAGAUGAGUUAAAAUUCCUGGACAUUUCCACGUAAAAACAUCAGUCACAGUCCAGACUGGAGAAGCUAUCAAGAAUUUGCUCAUUAAAUCAAGAAGUCCAGAGAGACCUUUUAUUAUAUUCUGCCUCACACCGAUAAAGAGAAAGUAUAAAGGUAUUUUGACCGAGGUCCCUGGAGGACAGGUCUCCACCUGCAGGGAGGGGGUCCGAGACCAACAACUUUCAUUACAGAAAGUUCUAAAACACAGCGACUGGGAUUUAUGUGAUUGCUUGUCCUUGACAUAAUGAAGCUCCGAAUCAGGGUCAGCAGACAGACUAGCAGACUGGAGCUACUGGGAGAAGAUCCCAGUCUCAAAGAUCUCAUAGAUCAAAUCAGAGGGAGUAUCCUAUCAACACAUGGACUGAGUGCAGACUCAGAGUUCAGUUUGUCUCUAAACGGCACAGAGCUCCUGACAGACAAUGGUCAGACUCUGUCAUCCUGUGGAAUCGUAUCUGGAGAUUUGAUCAGUGUGAUCUUACCUGAAUCUACAGCCACAACUGCUGCUGCUUCUUCCACCUCCUCCUCCUCCUCAACCUCCUCCUCAUCCUCCACCUCCUCCUCCUUCUCCUCCUCCUCCUCCUCCUCAUUAUCCUCAUUCAGCACCCAGCAGGCAUCCAGCAGCUCAAACAUCGGGUCACAGAAGCAGGAACAGACUCGACAGAUGACAGCAAUGACCUCCAGCCAGACAAGUUUGUGCAGCCCUGCAGUACCAAGCGGCUCUGAAGGGAACGUUGAUGUGUUGGACCCUGAACCGUCGGUCCCCAUCUGGGAGCCAAUGUUGUGCAGCGAAGCCGAGAAUGGCCAGGCCCCGCUCUCUCUGGAGCUUCUCUACCAUGUCGACAACAUCACAAGCCCCAGUGAUGCCAUCAUGGUCGCUGGAAACCUGCUGAUGCUUGAAACAGGAUUUAUUCAUGAGGGCAGUGCACUGAAGUCUACAGAGAUGCCUGCUGGGUGGAGGAGGGCAGGGGGAGUCUAUAAACUGCAGUACACCCACCCUCUGUGUGAAAACAGCCUGGCUAUGGUGGUCGCUGUGUGCAUGGGCCCUAUUCUCACCAUUAACGCAACACUGAACGUGAACCAAACGGUCAACUCCAUCUGCAAACUCUGUCUGAACCCAUCCAGCUAUGUGACUGAUGAGUGGCCAGGAGAAAGUGCAGCUGCAGCUUUCAAAGAUCUGAACAAACUGUCCCGAAUCUUCAAGGACCAGGUGGCCUACCCACUGAUUGCUGCAGCCAGAGAAGCCAUGGCUCUGCCAGUGGCCUUCGGUCUGGGGGCUCUACCCCCGGAGCUCCUCCUCAGGGUCUUAAGGCUGUUGGACGUCCACUCCAUUGUGAGGCUGUCGUCAGUCAACAGACACUUCCACGUCUCCACAGCAGACUCCACGCUCUGGAGACACCUGUUCUGCCGCGACUUCAAAGGUCAAGAUUCCAGCAAGAGAUCGAGAGACACAGACUGGAAAGAGCUUUACAAAACAUCCUACAAGAUCCGGAUUAAAAAUCGAUGUGUGCCUCAUCAUCCGUACCCACUUCCUUUCGUUCCUAACCCCAGAGACAUCUUCAACCCCUUGCCUGUUCCCUUCCCACCGCCCAUCCCGGGGAUCAUCGGUGGGGAGUACGACCAGAGACCAAACAUUCCCCAAGGCCUGCUCCCUCGUCCACGCUAUGACCCCUUGAAUCCAUUUAGAGGCCAGGGUACGAGGUGGUUUUAAUGACAUGCACUGGUCUAGACCGAUGAGUGGAUUCAUCUCACUCUCAUCUGUCCAAAGUCUGAUUUCAGGACAGCUACAAUAAAACAAGAAUUGCAUCAUGUGUGUUUUUUAUUCAGAGGUUUGGUGAGGUGGUGUGUUCAGUUUCUGUGAGGACAAAUUCAUUCACUACAGGAGUAUUAAUUUGUAGUAACCCCUGCGCCACUGUCUUCACUGAUUUCACUAAUUCUUUGUUAAUUUUGUUUUUGCUGGGCUGUAAUGAAAGACUUGGGCCAUCAUCAUUUUCUUUCAUAUAUACCAGAGUGUGUGUGCGUGUGUGUGUGUAUCUCAUUAAAACACACUAAAAACUGCAGUACCAGAGGA
This is a messenger RNA of Sphaeramia orbicularis (orbiculate cardinalfish), 2171 nucleotides long. RefSeq names its product F-box protein 7 (gene fbxo7). The record is from RefSeq and is a predicted model, not a curated record. Gene Ontology annotation, molecular function: protein kinase binding. The transcript is spliced from 11 exons. Lineage: Eukaryota; Metazoa; Chordata; Actinopteri; Kurtiformes; Apogonidae. Bases 348 to 1811 code for a protein of 487 amino acids. Gene Ontology annotation, biological process: positive regulation of autophagy of mitochondrion.